CGGCCCCGUGCAGCCCGGUCCCGCGGGCCGCUCGGUCCCAGUCCCAGGCUGGGAUAGAGGGGCUGCCAUCACCCAGGAGGCUGACAACGACCCCGAGUCCCACCGGCCCCAGCAGGCAUUGAGGACAACGGAAGCCGGGACACCUGCGUGCACAGGCCCUGCCUACUGGAAGGGAUGGGUCUUCCAUCCCGGUUUAGGAAGGAGAGGUGGAGUCCUGCAUCUGACUUCCAGCUCCAUGGUGGUGUCCUCAGAGGCUGGGAAAGACUGAAGUUAGUGGGAGACCAGAGCGCUGCUUCUGCUAGGCACAUCUGUAACGACCCUGUCUCACAGCUAUCCCAACUUUACCAGCUCGAGCGUGGCCGUGGGGGUCCAGAAAAGGGAACCCCCUUUCUCCUGGACAUUGGCGUUAUGAUCCUCUAGGGGUGACCCAGGAUAGAAGUAAUGCAAGCCUUUGAUCCUCCAAAUGAGGGCCCCCUCCAAGGCCUGGUUGCUUCCCGAAUUGAGACUUAUGGGGGCCGUCAUUUGACUUCUGCCCAGAGCACUGCUGGGAAUAUCUAUCCCAGAGGAGGCCCUGUAUUGGACCCUAGUCGCCGACGCGUCCAGCACCAUGUCCCUUUUGCCAAGGGCUCUGGCCACUCUCGAGGCCUGCCUCCUCUGAUGCCUCGGGAACCAGAGCCAGAGAAGAGGCAUGGAGGCCAUUUUGGGGUUGGCCCACCUCACUCCCCCAAACUCAAGGAAGUCACCAAGGCCCAUGAGCUGGAGGUGAGACUACACACAUUCAGUAUGUUUGGGAUGCCCCGUCUGCCACCUGAGGACCGGAGACACUGGGAGAUAGGAGAGGGAGGUGACAGUGGCCUGACCAUGGAAAAGUCCUGGAAGGAGCUGGUGCUUGGACACAAGGAGAUGAGCCGAGAGUUUUGCCACCAGCAGGAAGCCCUGUGGGAGCUCCUGACCACCGAGCUGAGCUACUUGAGGAAGCUCAAGAUCAUGACUGACCUCCUGGCAGCUGGUCUGCUGAAUUUGCAGAGAGUGGGGCUGCUGAUGGAAGUGUCAGCUGAGACCCUGUUUGGAAAUAUUCCCAACCUGAUUAGAGCCCACCGGAGCUUUUGGGAAGAGGUGAUGCAGCCCAUCCUGGAAGAGACUCGAACCUCUGGCCAGCCUCUGGACCCUGUCAGCUUACAAAAUGGCUUCCUGACAUUUGGCCAGCGGUUCCUGCCGUAUGUUCAGUACUGCCUACGAGUGAAGCAGACCAUGGCUUAUGCCCGGGAGCAGCAAGACACGAACCCAUCAUUCCACACUUUCGUGCAGUGGUGUGAGAAACACAAACGCUCAGGAAGGCAGACGCUGGGUGACUUGCUCAUCAAACCCCACCAGCGCAUCACCAAGUACCCACUGUUGCUGCAGGCUGUACUCAAGAGAAGCCCCGAGCCCCGAGCCCAAGAGGCCCUGAACGCCAUGAUUGCAGCUGUGGAGUCCUUCCUGCGACAUAUAAAUGGACAGGUCCGCCAGGGUGAAGAGCAGGAGAGCUUGGUGGCUGCGGCUCAGCGCAUAGGACCCUAUGAGGUGCUAGAGCCCUCCAACGAGGAGGUGGAGAAGAACCUGCGUCCGUUUUCUACCCUGGAUCUCAUGACCCCUAUGUUGGGGGUUGCCCAGGAGCACACCAGGCAGCUGCUGCUGGAAGGACCCGUGCGCGUGAAGGAAGGGCGAGAAGGGAAGCUGGAUGUGUACCUGUUCCUCUUCUCUGACGUGCUCCUGGUAACCAAGCCUCAACGCAAGGCAGACAAGGCCAAGGUCAUCCGUCCCCCUCUCAUGCUGGAGAAACUUGUGUGCCGACCACUACGAGACCCCUACAGCUUCCUGCUGAUCCACCUCACUGAAUUCCAGUGUGUCUCCAGUGCCCUCACUGUGCACUGUCCCAGCUCAGCAGAUCGUGCACGGUGGCUGGAGAAGACCCUGAAGGCUCAGGCCACUCUGCAGAAGCUGAAAGCUGAGGAGUAUGUUCAACAGAAGAGGGGGCUCCUGGCCAUCUAUCGCAACCAGGGCAGGGAGUCCCCCAGCACCAGACCCUCCACUCCUUCCCCAGAGGACUCUCAGAGCAUUGCAGACGGGAGGACUUUGGAGCUCAGCAUCGUCCCCCGCCUAGUGGUGACAGAAGACACGGAUGAAGAUGCCCCCUCUGUGCCUGAUGACACCUCGGACUCUGGCUAUGGCACCUUGAUUACAAGCUCCCCCAAGAACUCUCACUCCCCGCUGAACAGGCUCCGGUCCAAAGCUCUUCGUAGGGACCCUCGUCUUACCUUCUCCACCCUGGAACUCCGAGAUGUUCCUUUGCGGCCCCAGCCUCCUGACCCCCAAGCUCCCCAGCGACGAAGUGCCCCAGAAUUGCCUGAAGGGAUCCCGAGAGGAGGCAGUCUCCCCAGGAGAGCCCCCCCAGCCUGGUCUGAGGAGGAAGAUGAGACUUUGACCACACAGAAUGUGGUGGCAGAAACCCUGAACAGGGCACAACGGCGCAGCCCGCUCCCCCACUCUCCCACCCAUACUGACUCUGCUGAGGAAAGCCCCUGGGAGUCCUCAGAUGAAGAAGAGGGACCUCUAUGCCCUGGACUCCGCCCCCGCCCCAUGCGGGCUGAGGAUAUGCUCAGGGAGAUAAGGGAGGAGCUGGCCACCCAAAGGAUCGAGGGAGCCUCGGAACCUGGGGAUGGCAAGCCCCGGAAGCUGACUCGAGCCCAGUUGCAGAGAAUGAGAGGGACCCACAUCAUACAGCUGGACACCCCUCUGUCCACAUCAGAAGUGUGAGGAAUGCCGAGGUCCUUUGGCACAUCUCCUAGAGGAACCGUCUCCCCAAGAGUGCUGGUCACCACCCUCCCCCUGGACUCUACCUCAAGGACCCACUUCAAUCCAAGCCUGACCCAGGCACCCGCCUCCUGCUCUGAGAACUGUACAUUGGUGUCUCACAGACACAUCUCUGAGCCCUACAUAAAAGUGCCCAAGAAACAUG
Messenger RNA from Onychomys torridus (southern grasshopper mouse), 2998 nucleotides. RefSeq names its product pleckstrin homology and RhoGEF domain containing G6 (gene Plekhg6). The transcript has 17 exons. Gene Ontology annotation, molecular function: GTPase activator activity; guanyl-nucleotide exchange factor activity. NCBI's taxonomy places the organism in Eukaryota, Metazoa, Chordata, Mammalia, Rodentia, Cricetidae. The record is from RefSeq and is a predicted model, not a curated record. The coding region runs from base 442 to 2796 and encodes 784 amino acids.